Eruca vesicaria subsp. sativa (arugula) is the source of this 768-nucleotide messenger RNA. The record is from the annotation of a GenBank genome assembly. NCBI's taxonomy places the organism in Eukaryota, Viridiplantae, Streptophyta, Magnoliopsida, Brassicales, Brassicaceae.
AUGGCUCCACUACCUCUCAACCCAAAAGCCCCUGAAUUCUAUCCUAAAACUCGAGUUCAAGAACUCUCACAAGAACCGAAAUUUCUUUCAUGCACCACUUUCAGUAUACUCUGGCAGCCUCAGCAUUUCUCGUGUUACAAUCGCAAAUGUCUCCCUCCGAGACUCUUGAAGCAAAAGGUUUGGAUCCACAAAAACCGAAACUUUUCGCCAAGAAAACCUGUUCCUCCUCCAAAAGAAACUGAGCUCAAAGCUCUUCCUUCUCCGCAAGAAGCUGAGCUUAAAUCUCCGUUUGGUGACAAAACUUCUGUUAUGAUUCGAAACAUUCCAAACAUAUUUGGGCGAAAGGAUCUUCUGAGGAUUCUGGACAAUCAUUGUCGUAGAGUGAACAAUGUUCACCAACAAACUCCUUCUUCCUAUGACUUCCUUUAUUUGCCGAUGGAUUUUGUGAAACACGCGAAUUUAGGUUACGCUUUUGUGAACUUCACGAGCUCAGUCGCAGCUGAGAGAUUCCGGAGAGAAUACGACAAUUUCUUUUGGGUUGGCUUUGGGUACAAGAAGAUUUGCGAAAUCUCUGCAGCUAAGUAUCAGGGGAAAGAAGAGUAUGCACAACAUUUCAAGGACUCAAGGUUUCCUUGCCACACCGACCACUAUCUUCCGGUUGUUCUCUCCCCGCCUAGUGAUGGUUUCACAGGUUACAGUCUCACAACCCUUGGAUACAGAGUCAGCAUACGUGGCCGUGGCACACGUCGUGGCAUCCAGGUCGCUUGA